Messenger RNA from Symbiodinium sp. CCMP2592, 14700 nucleotides. The record is from the annotation of a GenBank genome assembly. NCBI's taxonomy places the organism in Eukaryota, Dinophyceae, Suessiales, Symbiodiniaceae.
AUGGACUUCGGCGACGCGCUCGCCGACGGGUCUUCUCAUCGCUCCGAGGACAGCUCCACUAGCACUCGCGAGCUUCACAGUCAGCAUAUUUACGAUCUCCAAUUGGAGGUCAACGCCCUGAGGCUUCAAGUUCAAGCCCUCAGGUCCGAUUUGCAGACUUUGGAGGAGUCCCUUGCGCGCGUCUGGGUGAACCAGACGGGUCAUCACCAACGCCUCUCGUGGCUUGAGGGGAUCAUCCAGGGAUUGCGCAACGCCUGCAGAGCCUUUCUUGAACCGUCGGAAGGGCUUGAACAGGUGUGUGCCAAGAUGGCCAAGUUCAAACACACUUCUUGGGAGGUUAUGGUCAACGAAGAGAGAAAUCUUGCUGUGAAUAAGUGGCUCAGCCUGGUCAUGGUUGAGCCCUUGACCUUCGGUGUAGCUAGGAACUUCUACGCCGGCAAGGCGUCGGGGAUCUCUUCGGGAUCACUUGCUGACAGCAUUUCGGAUUGCCUUGCAGCCAAGGCCACUUCGACGAUCAAUGCCAGGGCAAAUUGCUUGUUACGGUUUGUUUCUUGGGCAAAGGGGAACAUGCCGUUUGUUUUUCCCUUGACCGAGCACGCUGUCUAUGCAUACUUCGAGGAGAAGAAGUCAACAGCAGCAGCAACAUCGUUCAGGAGCCUUCUCUCUUCCGUUGCUUUCGCUCAGCAUGUGGUGGGCCUUGAAGGGUGUGACAAGGUUUACACUUCGGGUCGCGUCCGCGGCCUUGCGUCGAAGCCUUACAUGCAGAAGAGGAAACUCAAGCAACGGAAUCCUCUGAGGGUCUCCGAUGUCAUUCUUCUUGAAAGGAUUUGCUGCAAUCUUGAAGACAGGUCUUUGCAGGACCGCAUCGCCGCAGGUUUCUUUCUUUUCUUGAUUUUUGCAAGAGCUAGAUACAGUGACGGGCAAAAUGUAGCAUCGCUGACUGACUCACCGCUCUACUUGGAGUGCAGUGUAGGCAGGUCCAAGACGAGUUUCACAUUGGAACGUAAGACCAGGUACCUGCCGAUGGCUGCCAGGAAGGUGGGCAUCAAGUGUGCGUGGGCCGAUGCUUGGCUUGCGGCUUUGGCAGAAGCAGGUCUUACGAUCAAGCAGAACGACCCGUUGCUCCCCUGCCCUUCUUCGAAUGGUUCGUGGAAGAUGAUCCCGCUUCCGUGUGAUCAGGCGUGUGCGUGGCUCAGGAGCCUGCUGGGGAACGCCCAGAGCGAUCCCUACCUUGCGAAUGUAGGAACACAUAGCCUUAAGAGAACUUUGCUGAGCUGGGCAAGCAAGCGUGGUUUGCCCCGAGAACAGAGGGCCCUCUUGGGGUAUCACACGUCCCGAGCAUCGGGUGCGGGAUCAGAACUGAUCUAUGAGUCCGACGCCCAGUCGGCUCCGCUCAGGGCUUUGUCAUCUAUGAUCGACGAGGUCUCGUCCGGGACCUUCAAGCCUGACAAACCAAGGGGGCAACAACUUGCCUCCGAGCUGUCGGCAAAUGCCGAUCCCCCUGGCGAUGAGAUCGAGUCGUCAGAGUCUGAAGGCUCCGAGGAUGAGGAGGAGAUCGACCACUCAGGGGACGAAGCUUGUGUUGCUGAGGCUUUGGACUGGCGCGGGAAGGUCGAUCUUGGCAAGAUUGAUCCCUCUUGCGUUUUCUUUCGGCAUCGCCAAUCCAGGGUAGUGCAUAUCACUGCCGACGAAGCCGGCUCCAACCUGGGCUGCGGUAGGGCCAUUUCGGGUCAGUACAGGAAGCUGGAGGCUCGACCCGCAAUUUUGCAUCCAAGGUGCAAGCAGUGCUUCAGGAAGUACUUGAUUGUGCAGCAGGGCACAUUCGGAUUGGCAUCUGCGGAUGUCGAAAAACUCGAGAAGGUGGGUGUGGAUUCACUCGCAAAGGUCGCUUUCAUGACGAGCUACACGCCGGGCUCCGGCGAUGACAAGGACCUCAUCGCGGCAUUCGAGUCGGCCCUCGGGACGCCGCCCUCUGUAGGGCAGAAAAGCUCCUUCCGAAGGUUAUUUCAUGAAGCAUAUGCUGUUACCACUUCGGAAAUGAAGAUGCUUGUGGAGCGGACGGACGAAUCCAUCCCGAGAAAAUUGAGCGUCCCAGAGAGAUCUGAGCGGUUCGAGGUUGUGAGCAAACGACUUGUGGGCCUUUCGAUCAAGAAUCGUCUUGAGCCUGCGGAUAGCCUCGUCGACUCCUUCGUGUCUCAGUAUGAACAGGACAAGCUGCAGUUUGUCCCGUGGGAGAAGCUUGUUUCCAAAGAACAAGAGGCCUCAACUGGGGCAAAGCGAGAGCCUUUCUUCUCGCUGGACAGUACUGGCAAGCUCAGGUCGGAGACGAAGGUUGAAGUCCGUGCUGACACAAGCACGGAGCUGCUCUUGCAGCUCGCGCUUCAGAGGCGCGGCAUCGCUAUGGAAAUGGCAAACAUCCUUGACUACCAUCGUCACCACAUGUGGGUCGAGCGCCUUCUUGCGGCGCGCCUCGACGCACCUCCGUCGACGCACAUGCAGCCUACUCUUGAUCAGUGUCAGCAGGCUGACAGAAAGCUUUGGCAGCUUCUCGGAGAAGCAACGCGCUCGGGCAUCCAGCUCAAAGCUGGUGGGCGACCACUCGACGCCAUCUUCGAAACCACGUGGCAGUCACCCGAGGUACUUCAUCUGCUCCAGCCGAUGCCUCGGGCAGCAGGCGCUUCGGCCUCACAGAAGGUGGAACCGCCGCCGAGACCGCACGGGCCAGGCCCGUACGAUCGUCCAGGCAAAGGCCGAAAAGGCACUGGAAAAGGUGCCAAGGGCACCAAAGGUGGCGGGAAAGCUUGGCUGGGCAAGGUUUUGUAUCGCCGCAAGCCCCGCUUGUGCCGAAUGAUUCUCCUUCAUCAGGGUGCUCAGUGGCCCGACUCUAUGUUGCAACGCAAGUCUGUUUCUUCAGCGAAUCCCACGCAGUCAGGGUAUUACAACUUCGGGCCCAGAGCCAGCAACCCGCAGCAUCUGACACAUGCCACGCUGGCCAUGCAGGCUUUUGUCCAGCAACUGAAUGCAGCCAUCAGAGGGCUUCUGCCCCAUGUGUCCUGGAAUGCAAUCUGUGUAGGCAGGAACACCUUAUCGGAUUUCCACAGAGAUUCGGGUAACCAACAGGGUUCGCUGAACCACACCUUCUCGCUGGGCGCCUUCACAGGCGGCCAGCUCUGGCUUGAGGAUGCAUCGGGCACUUCUGAGGUUACUGUGCCAGGCGACAAGAAGAUCCGCGGCAAGAUAGUCAACACGUUCUGCCGCCCCACUAGCUUUCCAUGCAACUUGUGGCAUAAGACUAUGCCAUACACAGGCGAGAGGUGCGUCGUCACACUCUACACUCUUUCAGGUGGGCGACCUACGGCGCUGCUCCCAUUGGGCUUUCCGUGUGCACCUACUGCUGCGGCACAACCGCUCCCUGUAGAGCGGCUGCCUCUUCAGAAUACCUUGCCGUGUGCCACUGCCACUUCUGGGUCUAGCCCCACUGUUCCCGGCCUUUUGGGUUCCGCCCCACCUGCCGACCCGUCGUGUAAACGCUUGAAAUCGCACGCUCAUGCCGCGCAGCCUCCCCGGCAUGAUAAACCUUUGUUCUUGGAAAUUUGCAGUGGGUCCGCUAUGCUCUCUUAUGUUGCUAAGGAGGCCGGAUACACGGCCGUGCCAAUCGAUUGGCAUCACAACAAACAACGGACGUGUGUGCACACUUUGCAGCUUGACUUGCGCCUUGACAGCACGUGGUCUUUCCUACGACGCAUUUGUUCAGAGUACAACGUCGCCUGGAUCCACAUGGCUCCUCCAUGCGGUACUGCCAGCAGAGCUCGGGAAUGCGGGCCCGGCCCCAAGCCACUGCGUUCAAUUCGCCACGUGCGUGGGCUCCCCGGCCUUCCACCAGUGGAGCAGGCCCGGGUGGACAGUGCCAACACUAUAUAUGACAACAUGGUGGCUUUCUGUGAGUGGCUGCUUCAUGCCAUGCCGCAUGUCCCUUUUUCGGUUGAGAACCCAUUGCAUAGCUACCUUUGGCAGCUUCCGAAGUGGGCCGCGCUGGUUUCAAAGCACUCCUUCGUCACAUUUGACUCGUGCCUCCACGGGUCACAACGCAAGAAGGCCACGGCCCUUCUCACAAACUCCGAGCUUUUACACUGCCUUUCCGGACCCUGUCCAGGUUGCUCCUCGCAUCUGCUAUGGGGCAAGCAGGGCCGCUCUUUUGCCACUGCUGACGAGACAGGCUAUCCCAAGCUUCUUUGCGAAAGGAUCGUCGCAUGCGUGGAUACGUCGGCCGCAUCACGAGGCAUUGCGCCAGAACGCCUAAGUGUGUCCAAAGUCUUUGCUGCACGUGCCGCAGGUCAGGUGCAACCUCGUGGCCGUAAGUUCCCGCCGAUCAUUUCGGAAUUUGCUUACACCGUCUCAGUUGGCAGUGCUGAGGCUCCUACUCUGAAUUCCAAGCAUUGCCUUUCGACUGCCUGGCAUGGCGUCCCUGCAGGUGCCAAGCUCCUCCGGGAGUCAGUUGAAAGGGGAGGUUCGCGACUCCCUGAGGGCAAUAAGUUCUACAUUUUCGGCGUGUAUCGAUCCAUGCAAGCUUUCUUGAACGAGGCAAAGUUAGUUGUGCAUCCUUUUGAUUCCGCCAGAUCACUUCCCGAUGAACUUUUGCGAGUCUUGUUCGACACCCUUACGAAGAGCCCCGUCGACACGAUGAGGCACCGCCUUCUGAAGCUACAGCAUUGGCGUGCCCUCGCCAAGCAGCUUGAGCCCGAGGAAGAGAAAAUCAGGUCGGCUAUGGAUCCUUGUGUGCGGAAGGUCCUCGGGUGCAAACGUAUUGCGCUCAUGAAGAGGGUUGCCGCCGACUUGUCGUGGCCUGACACGACUCUCUUCGAUGACCUUGCUGCCGGCUUUAAGCUAACGGGGUACUUAGGACGCACGGGGGUCUUCGCUAGUGAUGUUAAGCCUGCCACGAUGGACCUUGACGAAUUCUGGGCGAGUGCUCCCCUUCGAAGGGAAACUCUUCUUGAGAAGGUCAGGGCUCAGAAGGACCAUGAUUAUGCCGAGGAGCUCUGGGACAUGACACUUGAGGAGUCAAACAGAUCCGGGAAGUGCUGGCUCGAGGGCCCGAUCGAUGUUGACUCUUUGGGGGACACCUUCCCCGAAGGCUGGAAUGCUUGCCGGCGUUUUGCAGUCUGGCAGGGCAAAUGGCGUGCCAUCGAUGACUUCUCGGAAGCUGCGGUGAACUCUUGCUUCGGAUGCUUCGAGCGUGUCACGCUUAAGGCCCUUGAUGAGAUAUGUUGGCUGUGCAUGCAGGUUUGCCGUGCGGCAAAAUCGUCGGGCUCCCUCGAUCUGGAGCUCAGCUCAGGUGAGAGACUCAAGGGACCUCUCCAUUCUGCGUGGAAGGACCCUGACCGCGUCCGUCCUCACUGCAAAACUUAUGACCUUCAGGCAGCGUACAAGCAACUUGCAUUGCACCCAGGCGAGAGGCCGAAAUCCGUUAUCCUGCUCAGGGAGCCCGGCUCCCGCGCUGUGAAAGCCUUUGUGUGCAACACUCUUCCUUUCGGGGCAUCGGCUUCAGUCAUGCAAUUUAACCGGGUGGCAUUGUUUCUACAAAGGGUCCUUUGGGAUUUGAGGGUAGCUGUGACUUGCUACUACGACGACUUCCCGACCAUGACACCCUCGUUCUUGUCGGGCGGGACGGACAAUGCAGUUCAUGCCCUCAUGGACUUGUUCGGCUUCUCCUUGUCCGAGAAAGAGAAGCCGUUCUCUUGCACUGCAGAGACUUUGGGUGUUGUGCUUGAUACUUCGGAUCCCGACAUGGGGCGCAUCUUCGUAUCGAACAAGCCUGAACGGGCUGCCAUGCUCGAGGAGUCCAUAGGCCGCAUCCUUGAACAAGGCCAGGUGGACACGAGGGAGUUGCCCUCCCUUCUUGGCAAACUUCGCUUUGCAGAUGCUCAGCUGCUCGGCCGCACGGGGCGAUUGGCCCUGGCUGACCUCAGGCUCCUAGGUGACAAAGGUGGUGUCUUGCAGUUGACCGAUUCGCAAUCGAACGCCUUGGCUGUCUUGAGGGCGAGACUUCUUGCGAGCAGGCCGCGGGCCAUUGCUACGAGCCCGCCUUCGAAUCCAGUCCUUAUCUUCACAGAUGGCGCAUGCGACCCGUGUGAGGGCAGCUUCACCACGGGUGUUGGAGGAGUCCUCUUUGCUCCCGGCAAGGGGGUAGCUAGAGCUUUCGGCUGCAGGGUUCCAACCAAGCUCGUCAAGCAAUGGGCCGAAGGUAGGAAACACAUUAUAGGGCAGGUCGAGCUUUACGCGGUGGUGCUCGCCAGGAUCUUGUGGUCGAGUUACAUUGACGGCGAAAGAUGCAUAUUUUUCGUUGACCAUUCGGGUGUGCUGAGUGCCUGCAUCAACUCGAACUCGAUCGAUGCAUCGUGGAGAAGUCUGCUCCUCCACCUGGAGGCUGCCGAUGAAGCACGGCCGUGUUUGCCCUGGUUUCAUCGUGUCCCGAGUCAGAGUAACAUCGCGGACCCGCCUUCGCGAGGCAGAUGGGACGAGCUGGCAUUUCUCGGGCCUUUUGAUCGUGACGCACCGACUUGCUUUGUCACUGGUGAGGUGCGACUGAUCCGUUGGCACGCCUGGUGCCUCGACUUAGGUGGAGGGGCACUCUUAGAGUCCCUGGCACGAUCUCUGGCUCGUGGCAUGAGUCGCUUCUACAGUGCAUCUGCGGACGAUGACCGAAACGAUGAGGCACAGCCACUGAGCGACGAGGACAUGACUGACUCGGUCGACGGCGACAGCAAUGCCCUCCGUGCUGCCGAUCGCAAUGCUUCAGGUGUCACGUCCUCUGCGGCUGGUGACUCUCUGGACCCUGGGAAUGAUGCUGUACUUUGGGCUCGCCUUCAGAGGCUCGAGCAGGAGCGGCGGUCGCUUCCUUGGGCGCCCGUGGCGGGUUUUCUUUCGGAUGUUAUGCCACUCGGCGAUGAGGCUUCGGACAGUGAUGCUCCAGGUUCUGCCGGGCCUAUGGAUACCAGUUGCGCUUCGACUUCUGGGCCACCAGUGAUUGCUGCCGCUCCCAGCCUUGACGACCUUGCUCGCCGCCUGGACGUGGCUGUUGAGCGCCUGGAUGGUCUUGAUGUUACAGUCGCUACUUUGACCCGCCGACUUGAUACUGCUUUGGAUCGCAUAGGAUUCAUCGAGGACCAUUCUCUGGUCCAGCUGGAGAAAAUUAUCCGCGAUCUUCGUCGGCGAAUCUCUGAGUGUGAAUCCCAUGCAGUGACUGACAUCACAAGUCGCAAUGAGCUUCGAGAUGAUCUCACUCGUCAUGUUCAGGCUUGCAGCACCCCUGAGGCUCAUGCCGUACUUCGGCGUCAGCUGGCGCAGAUUUCCCAGGAUGUGCAGUUCUUGCUGGUCUUCGUGACGGAUCCAAUUGGUGGGCCCGUCGCCCGGCGUUACGCCGCGGUGACACCUGGUCUCGACCUUGGCUGCGUUUGGCAGACUAUCUCGCCACAGCUGGACCACGGGUUGGCCCUCUAUGUCGCGGCGGAGCUCUUCACCUUUCUGCUUCAGGUUCAAUCGGAGGAUCUUCGAUUGUGUCUGUCACAGGCUGCAAACCUCGAGGGCAGGCUUCUUAAUGUGGAACAUUUGGUGUGGCCUUCGAACUCUGACAGUUCUCUUUUGUCGGAUGCUGCGGAUCGGUUUCUGGCUAUUGAACAGAGGGUCGCUGCUCUCUCCGAGGGCUUGGAUUCUGUGUCGCUUCAUGUCAGCCAGACUGCUUUACAGACGGAUGCAUUGUCCUGGAGGUUGGAUCGCUUGGAUACUCGUGUCAGGUUGCUCUGGGAAAAUGUUGAUGAUCUGCGGUCGGCUCUGGGCCUAUUGGUUCCAACGAUUACCGGUGAUCCCCAGGUGGCGGCUCGGGCACUAUCAGAUGCUCUCCCCGCAAGGAUGGCACGGGCUGAACAGGCCCUCCAGUCAUUGUCUCAGCAGGAUACGGCAUCAGGGUCCAGUUCACUCCUUGACCGUGUGGCUCGCCUCGAGUCCUUGGUUGUGUUUACUGGGCAUCAAUUCACCGGUUCCUUUGGACCGAUUGCCUUGGCUAGCUGUGUGUUUCGUCCUCCGAGCUUUGUGGACUUGUCCGAGGUCUCUAAGGGUGGCUUUGCUCCGCUCCGCAGUGCAAGGGUGCUCCCAAACAUGAAGGAUUUUCCUCCUGCUCCGGCUCAUCCUUACAAGCCGGCGGCACCGGGCACUAUGUUGUCGGCUUGGCAGAAUGCUAAAAACGAGCAGCUUAAGGUCUGGCUGGCCCUGGCAGCCACAGCUGCUGCUGCCUCUGCAAUGGUGGCAGAGCUCUUGCAGAGUCCAAAUUCUUCGGUACUUCUGGUGCGCCUGGUUCAGGGGAACGCUCCUUCAACUCUCACCAACUACUUCGGACGUUGGAAACAUUGGGUCGAGUUUUGCCAGGUCCAAUCGGCAGAUGAAUGGGCACCCAAGGUAGCCUUCCUCUGCGAUUUCUUGAUCACGCACUGCAAAGGUCUUCUGGGGUCGGCUAUCGCGUGGCUCAAGGCCUUCAGGUUCAUCACUACGCGGCUGGAGGUCCAGUCAUUCAAGUUGGCGCUACAGUCUGAGGCAUUGCGGGCCUUUGUCAAAUCCGUGAAUGUGGUUCAGCGCAGGGAGACAGCACCUUUCCCGCUUUCCUUCGUCAUUUGGUUGGAAAGGCAAGUGCUGGAUGCGGCCCAGUCCGCAGCACAUCGAAUUCGGUGUGGCUUCAUACUGGUUUGCGUGUUUGCCAGCCUUCGUUGGUCGGAUGCUCAGUGGUCUCCGCCUUCCUUUCUUCACUUGGAUCGGCAGGCGCUUCUUGGAUGUGCUACAAGGACGAAAACUACUUCUCGAUCCAUGCCGUGGGGAGCCUGGGCUCCCGGGUUUCUCGCUAGGCCUCAAACGGUCCCCGGCUGGGGCCAGGUCUGGCUGUGUCUGGUCCAGGAGGCGGUGACCCGUACUUCGGCCGCUCGUCCUGGGUUUCAGCCCGAUUUUCUGGUAGCCGACUUGGGUCCGGAUGCUCGUGCUCCGGUCUUCUUGGCUCCUUUGAGCCGUGCUGCGGGGGUGGUCCUGAUCCGCAGACUUUUGGCGAUGUGCUAUGAGAGCUCGGACCAACGGCCGGACUUGUCACUCAUUGGCGUGCACAGUGCCAAAGUCACGUUCUUAUCCUUGGCUAAGCAGCUCUUGUUGGACGAAGCCUUGCGGCGAGAGCAAGGCAGUGGCGAAUGGAUUCCUACCGCUGAGGCCGUGCGCCGCCACUCCCUGACAUCACAGCUCCACGACAGAGAGCCGUUGGUUCUCGAUCAAGAUUCGAGCUCUGAUUCCGAAGAUGAUGCUCCGGCGGCUCCUGAGGUCGAGUCCACAUCAGCGGCCCCGGCCGCAGCUUGGGAACUGGUGUCGUCCGGUGACGUGGCGUCUUCACCGCAGGAUCUUGGUGAGCCUGAAGAGUUCGAAUUUUUAUUUAAUCCAAUGACGUCAAUUGUGCAUCUUGCCAAGCCUUGCCGGGCAGACCAUCCAGCUUGUCAGUUCCGCCCAGCUCCGGACGCAGUUGGGGAUGCUCCUCUUCGCCCAGGUUGCUCCAUAAGAGGCAAUCUGGCAAUUGGUCUCUUUCGGGCGUGGUUGCGGGGCUUCGUUGCAUGCCUGGGGGUGCACGCUUGCACCACGGGCCUUGUGCACGGAUCCGCCGUCAUGCUCGAUGAUCCCGCCGCUUUCACGGGCCUUCUCACUAGAUGGGCGGUCCCGGAUGCAGUCAAGGACAAGCUUCGUGAUGCAGGCUACAACACCAUGGCUCUUCUGGAUGACCUCGAGGCCUUUGUUGAGUCUUUGCUGGGCAGAGCAGUGGGUGCGGACCCGACGGUCCCCAUUUUCUCUCCGGAGGCGGCUGCCCUUCGUCGUGUGCUUAAAGAGUGCAUCAACCUGGCAGGGCCGGCCGGUGCUUCGUCCCCGGCUGCACCGACCCCGGCAGCUGUGAGACCAAAACUGCAAGCUGCGGAUGUCCAAUCGCUUGUGGUGGAGUUCUCGCGCAAAUAUCCUUCGGAACUCCUUCGCCCGGAGGUCAUGCCAAGUCUGCCUUUCCUGAAUGCGGUCAAGGAUGCGGUCGACUCUAAGCAGCUCUCCUGGAUUUCAUGGCGACUUCGAACGAGUGAGUCAGAUGAACAGGCUCUCACCGAGCGACGCAAACCGCGCACGGACUCGCAGAUGCUACAGUCACUGCUCGGUCCGGUCUCGGAUGAACUUGUGGUGGAUGUCCCGCAGCACCUCCCCCUUGAGUCUGUGAUUCGUCGCUACCUUGACCGCAUGUCUUAUGCCCUCGCGGUUCUUGAUGCAUGCCACUUACUGACUCUGAAGAAACUCUCGGAGAAAUUUGUGAGCCUGGCGACGGCGAUCCCGAUUGACCGUUCCCUGCGAGGACCCACGCUGGCAGAGGCUAUGGAUGCCGAUCGUGUGCUUUGGAGUGCCAUCUGCUCCUUGCAGAAGGAAUACGGCUGGUCUUUACAGGAUUGUGUCUCUGAACUGACACAUGUACGAUCGGACCUUCACAACGCUUUGGCUCCGCGGCCGAAGGUGCACCAGGGUGGAGGUGAGCCUCGCGGCAAACGCCAGCGCACUGAACCGCCGCCCGCUCCGCAUCCAAAUCCUCGAGCCAAAGCCAAGAGCAAGGCCAAGCCACGCAAGAGUGGGGAUGCGGGUCCCUCCAAAGAUCGCGUCUCCAUCAGCAACUGGCCGAGCAAUUGGGCUCGCCAGAUCGGCGGGGCAGCGGUGGAGGAUGGCAUGGACCUUGAUCCCCCGCCUGAUUUUGCCCCUGUGGUCUCUGGGCUCGCUGACCUUUUGCUGCAAGAAGCACCUGACCUUGACGAUCGGUUCUCUAGUGGGGCUUCGGUCUCGGCUGGUCUUUACCAUCGGAUCAAGGUUGGCCUGCGCAAGGUAUGCGGGUCACACCCUUCAUCGGUGCGAGUUCUGAAUUCGCUCAUUUCUUCAAUGUCACCUGGGUUUUUCCAUUCAUCUUUUGUCUUGAUCGACGGCAUUGCUUCAGAGGCCCACUGUGAUACAGCCAACUCGGACCUGCCCAAUGUGGUCAUUCCCAUUUCUUGUUUCUCCGGUGGUGAGUUGCGGGUUGCGCACCCCUCCGGGGCUGAUGUGAUGAUGCAUGAUGGCGUCAAGCACCCGGCUGUCUCUCUGCCAGUGUGUCGCGGCCCAGUGAUCUUCACUGCAUCGUCUUGCCUUCAUGAAGUCCUGCCCUUUGAAGGAGCAGCGGGACUUGCUCCCACGGCCAAAUUCUGUCAGUGCGGUCGGUUCUGGCAACUCCGGACAGGGAUUUGCCCUGACUUGCCCCAAUUGCCCGAUUCCGACUUUAUCUGCGACUGCAAUUCGGGGCGUUUCUUUCUGGAUAUCUGUUCCGGGGCCGGGGCUCCUGUCAGCGCGGCCAUGCAAGCCUUGGGCAAGGACUGCUUUCAACCAGUUGACAUCAUUCAUUGCCAGGAUUUCGACCUUCUGGAUGAUGAAUUUUUCGCUCAACUCCUGGCGCUCUGCUCCAGCGGCGUGGUGGGAGCGGCCAUAGCGUCUCCGCCCUGCGGGGAAUUCAGCCUUCUCAAACUGCGACCGGGCGGACCACCCCCCUGCCGCACACCGGAGGAGCCGCUCGGGUGUAUUUCCAACGAUUGGCAUCAAUCUAUGGUGGCUCAGAACAGUGCUCUACUUCAUGAUCGAUGUCGGGAGCUUCUCUCCAGUGUCGCGGCUGUGGGAGGCUGCAUUGUUUUUGAACAGCCGCCAUCUUCCAUGACUUUUUUGACAGAGACAAUGCAACAGUGGAUUUCCAGCACACUUUCAUUCGGUGCCCAAGUUGCAGCUUGUCAUCACGGCAUGGAUGUGUCCAAGCGCUGGCUCUUCUUGUCCAACAGGCCGGACAUACUCGACCUGUGGGGGAUUCGAGCAGAUGAUGGAAGUUUCCUUAGCCGAAUGACGGCUGCGUACCCGAAAUCGCUGGCGGCCGCUUUGGCUGCGCUUCUGGGAAGGUACACUUCGUCUCAGGGCCGGCUGCUUCCAUGUGCAGACUGGCGCUCUGUGCUCCCCCUGGACCCAGUUUGGCCUCAGCUGAGUCGCCGCAUUGAGGAUGGGGCAGGUGUCAACAGUACAGCGUGCUGGAUUACUCCACAAGCCGAUGACCACCUUGCAGGUCUUCGCAAGAAGUGGACGCAGCGUCUGGUCGACAGUCGUCUCUGUCUCCGCAUCUGUUCCACUUUGCGAGCUGGUACCGAUUGUCCACCAAUCAGCGCGGAGGAGCUUCAGCCCUUUCUCGAUGACCUGUGUUGCUUUUGUGAGGUCCCUGCAACAGAGGUCGAGAAUUUUCUGUCGAUUCAACCGGGACAGCCUUUCCGCUUGAACGUCCUGGAGAAGCUGCUGGCUGUUACUAAAGACCCUGAAUCAGAUCUAUGCCAGCAUCUCCGGAAAGGGGUGCGCAUUGGUGUGGACCACGAACUGCAGCCCUCGCCUCAUUGGCCACCUCGCACUGCAGAUCCGAUUGUGUCGGACCUCGUGAUUUGCGAAGGUUCUUGGAAAAGUGCCUCCGACCACCCGGAUCAGGUCCGGGAGCUCCUGGCCCAGGAAAUCGCUGAAGGCUGGAUUGUGGAGAGACCUUCGGUUCAAUACCUGCAUGAUCACUUCCCGGCGGUGGCUAUCGGCAAACUUGGACUGGUUCUGGCUGAAGGCAGGUCGCCUCGACUCACGGUCGACAGCUCGAUUAGUGGUGUCACGGCCGCUUGUCAGAUUCCAAAUCACAUGCUGCUGCCACGCAUAUCCGACGUUGAGGAUUGCGCUCCCUCCUGCCUAGGCCGCCAACCUUGGAUCACGGUUUCUUUGGAUGUGCGCAAGGCUCACCGCAUGGUCAUGGUGGAACACUGUGACCAGGCUUUGCUGGCCUUCACCUUCGAGGGACGCGUCUUUACGUCCAGCACCCUUAAUUUCGGGGCCAGAGCAUCCGCUUUUUGGUGGGCCAGAGUUGGUGGAGCCCUGCUUCGUCUGUCGCACGCAGCGAUCUGGCUUUCACAUCUGCUUUGGGGCUACGUGGACGAUUUUUUGGGAGGUUUUCGCGGCGAUGUGGCUCCGAUCUCUGCCUCCAUUUGGAUCCUCUUGCUCUUAGCACUGGGAGUACCACUUUCUUGGCCAAAGUGUGUCUGGUCGUCGGAGUGCAUUUGGAUUGGAUGGUCCAUCAAUCUUGAAAGCUGGGUUUGCGAGCUCCCGUCUGCUAAAAUUUCCAAAAUUCUUGAUCAAAUCGCUGAGCUACUUUCUGCUGGAGACAAGGUCAAGUUCAAGACUUUGGAAUCACUCAUUGGACGCCUCUUGUGGGUUACAGGCUUGUGGACGGUGCUUCGGCCUCUGCUGUCCCCAUUAUAUGCAGCUCUGCAGCGCUUACCAGCUUCCUCGGUUGGUGUCAGCCCUGAGCUGUGGGCUGCGAUCAAGCGCAAUAUUGCUGAGGAUUGUGUGCUGACCCGCUCGGUUGGGCAUCCGUCCUUCCAUAAAGGUGCUUGCAUCACUCGUGCGGCCAAUACUUUUGUGUCUUGCAAGCAGGAUCUUGAUCAGGUGCCAUUCAGGAAGCGCCGAUUGUGGGUCGAGGUUAAGGAUCCUGGGCAUCCGCUGCGAGUCCUCGGGGAUGUCGGCAGGUCAAGCUUAAUUGCAUGGCGUGCCAUCUUCCAGGGAACCCCAUUCUUGAAGGCGCUUCGCAGCCCGCUCCCGCUGAAGGUCAUCGCGGAGGCGGAUGCCUUUGCCGAUGCGGAGGUGUCUGGGUUAGGAGGCUACGCCAUGUGGCCCAGUGGUCGCACUGUCUGGUUUUCCAUUAGAAAAGACAGUCAGGAGUGGGCUGCUCUCACUUCGUGGUUCCUUCCGCCCCUCCAGGCGCAUAUUUCGGCGUUGGAACUCCUGGCUCAAUUACUGCUGCUUUGGUGUGUCUUCGCCACUCUGCCUUCCAAUCGUGGACUAUGUCGAGCUUGCCUUCGUUCUGACAACUCCGGUGCAGAGGCCUGUGCCUCCAAGGGCCUUUCCUCGGUGCUGUCCAUGAGCGAGAUUGUCAAGAAGUUCCUUGCUUUUCAGGCGUGGUCUGGUGUACAAGCUGAGGUCGAGCAUGUACCUGGGUAUCGCAAUGAACUUGCAGAUGCGCUCAGCAGGCUUACGCCGAACGACAUUGCACCAUUGCCCUUGGGUGACCGGGUGCAUCCGCCUUUGCAAUGGCUUCUUGAGCAGCGGGUCUUCUUGCUUUGCACCAACAUGUCGGGCCACUCGGAGGAAUCUUCUUCCCGUCUGUCCGGCGCUGCUCCAGAGUCGUCUCCAUUUUCGGGGCCGGUUCUACGGGAGGCUGAUCUUGGAGCGUUGGGGGCCUGUCCUCCGCCGUGUCUCCAGUGUGAUCUCCUUCGUGCAGAGGUGCUGAUGCUACGUGCUGAAGUUGCGAGCCUGCGCAACUCCAGCUUGGCUGCACUCUGGGAUGCGAUCUAUGCCUUGCAGGGCCAGCUCAACGAGGUUCGCCCACGUGGCGAGGAUGACCAUUUUUCAUUCGUGUUUACGGCGGUCGAAGAGAACACCGCAGCUCGCCUGCUGCGCUCGCCUUUGGCGAAUGUUCGCUGCCUUCGCUAUCAUGAACAACGUCUGGACGCUCUUGUCAAUCUCAAUGCUGACAUCGAACGGUUAGCUCUGACAGCAGGUUUUGCAUCCGAGUGA